Messenger RNA from Striga asiatica, 3144 nucleotides. The record is from the annotation of a GenBank genome assembly. NCBI's taxonomy places the organism in Eukaryota, Viridiplantae, Streptophyta, Magnoliopsida, Lamiales, Orobanchaceae.
UUUUUUUUUUUUUCAUCCCACAAUACAAAUUGCAGCAAUUGGUUAUUUUCCCUUUUUUCUCUGUACAAUAAAUAAUUUUCCUCUUCCUAUGUCUGCUUUUGUUCAUAUGCCAGCUCUGCAUGCUCCUCCUCUCUCCUCCCAAUAAACCUUUCUCUUUUUCUGUACUUUCUCGCUCUAGGAAACCCCCUUUUCUAUCAAGAUUUUUGAGAAAGAGAAUUGAACCGAUCUCUUUUGUUGAUUGGAUUCUUGAGCAAGUUGAUUCACAUUGUCAAUAGAAGCUUGAUAAUCGAGAAGGAUAUCAUACAAUGUCUACCGCAGCAAAAGCUCUAGAACCUGCUUUUCAGGGAGCGGGUCAGAAAGUAGGGACAGAGAUUUGGAGAAUUGAGAACUUUCAACCUGUUCCUUUGCCAAAAUCUGAUUUUGGUAAAUUCUACUCUGGAGAUUCUUAUAUUAUUCUUCAGACUAGUCCUGGCAAGGGAGGUGCUUAUCUUUUCGACAUUCACUUCUGGCUUGGAAAGGAUACUAGCCAGGAUGAAGCUGGAACUGCUGCUAUUAAAACUGUUGAACUUGAUGCGAUUCUUGGUGGCCGUGCUGUGCAGUAUAGAGAAUUACAAGGGCACGAGUCUGACAAAUUUUUGUCGUAUUUUAAACCAUGUAUCAUACCUCUUGAAGAUGAUGGGAAAUUACAAGCCGAGACAGAUUCUGGUGAAUUUUGGGUCCUGUUUGGUGGAUUUGCUCCAAUCGGUAAGAAGGUUGCUACUGAAGAUGAUAUCAUUCCAGAGAAAACUCCUGCCCAGCUCUACAGCAUUAUUGAUGGUCAAGUCAGCACCGUAGAUGGCGAACUUUCCAAAUCACUUCUCGAAAACAACAAAUGCUAUUUAUUGGAUUGUGGUUCAGAAGUAUUUGUUUGGCUUGGUCGGGUAACUCAAGUUGAGGAGAGAAAAAGUGUCAUUCGAGCAGCAGAGGACCUCAAAAGCUCAAACAAUCAAAUCACUUUUCAGGAUUUUGUGGCUAGCCAAGGUAGACCAAAGGCAACACGUAUAACUCGAAUUAUUCAAGGUUAUGAGACACAUUCGUUCAAGUCCAACUUUGAUUCGUGGCCGUUAGGAUCAGCUCCUGUUGCCGAAGAGGGAAGGGGAAAAGUGGCUGCUUUACUGAAGCAGCAAGGUGGUGUUAUGAAGGGAGCAAGUAAAAGUGCUCCAGUUCAUGAAGAUGUUCCUCCUUUGCUUGAAGGAGGUGGCAAAACAGAGGUUUGGCGCAUAGAUGGUAGUGCUAAGACCCCAGUGUCUAGUGAAGACAUCGGUAAAUUUUACAGUGGGGAUUGCUAUAUUGUGCUCUACACUUAUCAUUCUCACGAAAGAAAAGAAGAUUACUACUUGUGUUAUUGGAUUGGUAAAGACAGCAUUGAGGAGGACAAAAAUACUGCUGCUAAAUUAUCCGCUACAAUGUAUAACUCAAUGAAAGGGAAGCCAGUACUGGGUCGUGUGUUUCAAGGCAAAGAGCCCCCACAGUUUGUUGCGAUUUUUCAGCCUAUGGUUGUCCUUAAGGGUGGACUGAGCUCUGGUUACAAGAAUUAUAUAGCAGAUAAAGGUUUAAAUGACGAAACAUACACUGCUGAUAGUGUUGCACUCAUCCGCAUAUCAGGAACUUCACUUCAUAACAACAUAGCUGUUCAAGUAGAAGCUGUGGCAACAUCAUUGAAUACAUAUGAAUGUUUCUUGCUGCAAUCUGGAUCUUCAGUGUUCAGUUGGCAUGGUAAUCAAGGCUCCUUUGAACAGCAACAGUUAGCGGCCAAAAUUGCCGAAUUUCUAAAGCCUGGGUCCACCGUCAAACACACUAAAGAAGGAACUGAGAGCUCAUCUUUCUGGUUUGCACUCGGAGGAAAACUAAGUUACACCAGUAAGAAGGUUUCGUCCGAGGUUGUCCGAGAUCCCCACUUGUUUGCAGUUUCCUUUAAUAAAGGAAAAUUCGAGGUGGAAGAAGUGUACAAUUUUUCUCAAGAUGACCUCUUGACAGAGGAUAUAUUGAUACUCGACACGCAUGCCGAAGUGUUUAUUUGGGUCGGCCAAUCAGUGGACUCCAAAGAGAAGCAAAAUGCUUUUGAAAUUGGGCAGAAAUACAUUGGGAUGGCUUCUUCACUUGAAGGGUUACCGCCAAAUAUCCCGUUAUACAAAAUCACUGAAGGAAACGAACCGUGCUUUUUCACCACACAUUUUUCAUGGGAUCAUGCUAAAGCUAAUGCACAUGGGAACUCUUUCCAGAAAAAGGUCAUGCUACUCUUUGGUGCUUCUCAUUCUGUAGAGGAGAGAUCCAAUGGCUCUAAUCAAGGGGGACCCACUCAAAGGGCUUCGGCUUUGGCUGCCUUAAACUCGGCAUUCAGUUCAUCACCUUCCCCGAAAGCUGGCUCGGGCCCACGUUCGGGUGGGAAAACCGGGGCUUCACAGAGAGCAGCUGCAGUGGCUGCACUGUCUUCUGUUUUGACUGCCGAAAAGAAGGGUUCGCCAGACGUGUCUCCCGCACGGUCCAGGCGGGCCCCACCGCUAGAAGCAGGCUCUCCCGCUUCUGUGAAAAGUGAGCAUUCUUUUGAUAUCGAGGAAAACAAAGAAAUCCCUAAAGUAGUUGAGCCUGCACCAGAGACUAAUGGGGAGGAUGAAGAGGCUAACCGGGAUGAAAAUGGCUCUGAAGAUACUCAGAGUACGUUUAGUUACGAGCAGUUGAAGUCCAAAUCUGAAAAUCCUGUUACGGGUAUCGAUUUUAAGCGCAGAGAGGCGUACCUUUCGGACGAGGAGUUCAAGUCUGUGCUGGGAAUGGCCAAAGAAGCAUUCUACAAGCUGCCAAAGUGGAAGCAAGACAUGCUUAAAAGGAAAGUCGAUCUCUUCUAGAAACGGAAAUUUCUCAAAAACCGUAACCCAAAAAAAAAACUAGUCGUGCAAAAUUCAAAGUGCUUUUUCCCUCUCUACUAAACCUGCAAGUUUUAGUUUGUUCAGCUCGGGUUUUUUGGUGCCCGCCUUACUGUGCAUCAACUUGUCGGUAGCUGUUUGGCUUUGGCUAUUCGGUGUUGGCCUUGAGGAUUGAUUUGUCUUCUUUAUUUUUAUUUUUCCUUUUCUUUUCNUUUUUUUUUUUUUUUUUUUAAUAUUUAUGUUU